Papilio xuthus (Asian swallowtail) is the source of this 2143-nucleotide messenger RNA. RefSeq lists its product as uncharacterized. The transcript is spliced from 12 exons. The record is from RefSeq and is a predicted model, not a curated record. Lineage: Eukaryota; Metazoa; Arthropoda; Insecta; Lepidoptera; Papilionidae. Gene Ontology annotation, biological process: positive regulation of protein ubiquitination. Gene Ontology annotation, molecular function: protein binding. Bases 210 to 1592 code for a protein of 460 amino acids.
CUCAUCCGCUCCGUUCCGUUCCGUCAUCGAUUCAAGUUUAUUCCUUUCGUUUUGUAAUUCGUUAAUUUGUGCGAUAAUGUGAGUGAGACUGGACGUGUAAAAUAUCUUGCGACUUUCUCUUUAUUAUAAAAAUCAGUGUUCGCAUUUAUAAAGAAGAAAAAUACUAAACAAAAUUUAAUAUUUAUUAUUUGACAAGCAACAUUGAAGUGAUGUUGAUGGAUUGGGGUAAUCUCCCACUGUUGCCGCUAGGAUGCGUAUUGAGAUAUCUACGCACCAAGGAUGCUUUGGCAGCGUCAUCAGUCUGCCGGCACUGGCGUUCCGCUCUUCUCAUUGUUGGGGCACGCAUGGAUACCCUCAAACUGCGCGUGAGUAAUAUAGAUAGAAGCUGUUUCUUAACUCGCGUAUUCAGGAAGCAAGUGAAACAGAUCUACAUAUACAUAGACUCCAGCUCUGAGGACCUACAGCUGUUCAUGUCCAAUGUUUUCACCCAAUUUUACGAAAUGAAAAUGAUAAAAGAAGUGACAUUUAUCGGUCCAAUCUAUUUACAAGAGGAAUCUUAUUCACCAGUAUUUAUGCUCAAACGACAAACUUUAGAAUCGUUGCCGUUCAAUAACUUGGAUUCGCUGUUGCUCAUGGGCUGUACACUCAGUCCGUUGGAGUCGAUUGAAGAAGAUGAACACACGUGUUUAGAGAAGGAGUGCGACCCGUUAGCUUUAACGUUCAAUAACGUCUUCACUCCGGCAAAAGACGUCAACUUGGACAGUGCUACAUCUGCCUUGUCAAUGCUUCAAAAUUUAACGAUCGAAUACGACUGCCUGAGUUCAGAGGUGGUGGCUUGUCUGUCACAUCUCAAGCACUUCAAGUACCUUAAUAUUAAUAUCACGAACAAGACGAAUCUCAACCGCAAACCGUUGGAUUGGAGCGAUUUCAAAGAUUUAUAUCCAAACGGACUUAAUGUUUGCAUUAAUAUGAUCUGUGUACCGGAGAGCAAGUUCAACAAAGUAAUGACCAACGUUCUGGUAGAAGAAUUGCCGCUUACAUCUAUAAAGGUCAUGUUUUGUAAAACGCUCCAUCUCCCCAUGAUCAAGCAAUUGACUACUCACUACAAGAAGUCGCUCCGUGAGCUGGUAUGGGUCGACAGCCCUUUUCACCCCAUCGAUGAUAGAGAAAUAUUAAAGUCAGAACUCAGAGAUGACUCGUACGCAAUGUUCAACAUGAACCCAUUGGUACUGCUGUGCUGGCAAUGCAACCAGCUGCAGCGGCUUGUGUUACACGGGUACUGGAUAUGGCACUACGACCUGGUGGGUUGUGUCAGACUGCGGUGCCUGGAGCAGCUGGACGUGUCCGCGGUGGAGGUGCGGGAGACGCACUACCUGCGGCUGCGCGGCGGCGCGCCCGGACACGUGCUCACCACCGACACGCACGACAACAUCGGUAGAGAAAUAUUGCACCACAUAAACAAAUACAUGAACGUGAAAUGGAGGCCUCGGUCAUGGCGCAAGUUGCAUCGUGCAGUUCGCGGCCAGGCUACACAUGAAGACAGAGUCGACUACAUGUUGCAGGAAGCUAAACAGACAUACAGUAUCAUGUAAGUGUAACAGUAGUACUCCACUGUCGUAACACCAUCACCAAUAUAACUGUCAAGCUCAACUGUCAGGUUCAACUGUCAUGACACUUGUAUUGACAUAAUGUGAAUGUAAGUAUUGACAGUUAGUGUCAAUGCAUGAUCUUUUCGAUAUGUUUCUAAUACAUUUUGACAUAUUUUGUUAAUUUUACUAAAUAGAGUUCGAAAAUAUGCGAGAAAGUAUUCAUAACGUCAUCGAUAAAAUUGUAAUAAAAUUUGUAAAGUGGUUGAAAAGUAAAAUGACUAAUCUGAUAUAAAUGACUUAUGUCGAUAAACGUUACGGAAACUCAUAUCGCAAAUAUUCGUGAUAGGAUCUCUGUAUUACAAAAAUAUUGACAUCUCAUUAUCUUUUUGUAAACCAGAGACAAUCUACCUACAAAAGUGUUACGACAGUUUAAAACUGGAAAUUGAAUUUGUAAUCAAGUAUUUUAUCUCUUAAGUUGAAUUAUGAUAAUAUAUCAUUGUUAAGGAUUUAUAAUAUUUAUUCUGAAAAUAUUUAUCUCUCACUAAAACUAUUUA